GGAGUCAGACAUAUCUGAGCUUAUUCUAUGCCAGAAUGAGGUGGAUCUGGCCCUCAAGAACCUGCAGGCCUGGAUGAAGGACGAACCGGCAAGCACGAACUUGCUCACAAAGAUGGACUGUGCCUUCAUCCGGAAGGAGCCAUUUGGCCUGGUGCUCAUCAUUGGCCCCUGGAACUACCCUGUGAACCUGACCUUGGUGCCUCUGGUGGGGGCCAUUGCAGCCGGGAACUGCGUGAUACUGAAGCCAUCAGAAAAAAGCAAGGGCACAGAGAAGGUGCUGGCUGAGGUGCUGCCCCAGUACCUGAACCAGAGCUGCUUUGCCGUGGUGGUGGGUGGGCCUGAGGAGACCCAGAAGCUGCUGGAGCACAAAUUUGACUACAUUUUCUUCACAGGGAACCCUCGUGUAGGCAAGAUUGUCAUGGCUGCUGCCGCCAAGCACCUGACGCCCGUCACCCUGGAGCUGGGGGGCAAGAACCCCUGCUAUGUGGAUGACAACUGUGACCCCCAGACUGUGGCCAACCGCCUGGCUUGGUUUCGCUACUUCAACAUGGGCCAGACCUGUGUGGCUCCUGAUUACGUCCUGUGCAGCCCAGACAUGCAGGAGCGGCUGCUUCCUGCCUUGCAGAAUGCCAUCACCCGUUUCUAUGGUGACGACCCCCAGAACUCCCCCAACCUGGGCCGCAUCAUCAACCAGAAACAUUUCAAGCGGCUCCAGGAACUGCUGAGCUGUGGCCGCGUGGCCAUCGGUGGUCAGAGUGAUGAGAGCAAUCUCUACAUCGCACCCACAGUGCUGGUGGACGUGCAGGAGACGGAUAAGGUGAUGCAAGAGGAGGUCUUUGGGCCCAUCCUGCCCCUGAUGACUGUGAGGAGCCUGGAUGAGGCCAUCGACUUCAUCAACCGUCGGGAGAAGCCGCUGGCCCUGUACGCCUUCUCCAACAACAGUCAGGUAGUGAGCCAGGUCCUGGACCGGACCAGCAGCGGCAACUUUGGAGGCAAUGAUGGCUUCCUGUAUAUGACUCUGCUAUCCCUGCCAUUUGGAGGGGUCGGCAAAAGUGGCACGGGCAGGUACCACGGCAAGUUCUCCUUCAACACCUUCUCCAACCACCGUGCCUGCCUGAUCUCUCCCUCGGGCCUGGAGAAGCUCAAUGAGAUCCGAUACCCACCCUAUAGUUCCCAGGCCCAGAAGCUGCUGAGGUGGGCCAUGAGCUCCCACAGCUGCACUCUUCUGUGAUCACCUGCCCAUCUCUGGCACCCACCAGGGAUGCCUGCCUCCUGCUGCUGGUGGCUGCCCAGCUCCUGACCUGCCCUGAGCUGCCAGAUGCUGCCCAUCUGCUCAGUGGUCCUUGAAAGGCAGGUGUCCAGCCCAGGCCAUGAAGAACCCACUCUUGGGGCUUUUUCUGUACAGACCUCCAGCUAGCCAGGACCUCUGGGUGGCUGGGCCAGUCCCUUUCUAUACCUAAGUCCCCUCUGUAGCCUCCUGUCCAUCUGCCUAGAUAGGUUUGGUGAUGGGAAACCCCUGUGCCCCAAAGCUUGGAAGAUUCUACAGCUAGAGAAGACUAUAAAUAGAUGUAUAAACAGGCAGAGCUAAUAACUCCAUGCACACCUGAUGUCAUCUGAUCUGAAAUCUAGAUCUGGCCGAUUGGUGGAAUCUGCCUGGAGUGUGUCACUAACAAGCAUUCUGAUGCUGUGUGGGGGACCAAGGGGAGGGAGUGCCAGGCUCAGUCACGAUGUCUGCAGUGGGCACAGGCAGGCAGAUGUGGACACGGUGGCCCCACCUGUCCUCCCUGCUCUCAGCUCCCAGAAGGUGGCCUGGGGUGGCAGACUCUAAUACUGAUGACUUCAUCUGACAUAUGGGGAAACUGAGGUCUGAAGGCAGGACAGUGGUGAGCUGAGUUCACAGGGGAAAGCAGGACAGAGCUGAGUGAUGGCAGACUUACUGGGAAACAUGGGGAUGGGGAUCAGUGUACAGCAGGUGACCCCUGAGCUGUUCCUGCCAGACCUCCAGGUGGACCCCAGAGGGUUUUCAGUGUGCUCCCGAGAACACAGAGAGAUAUCACUCCUGCCAGAGUGCUGUGGACUGACAUCUGGGCCCUCCACACCCAGUUAAGACUCUUUUUAUUGGACAGUGAGAUUCAUGAAGGCAGAAAUAGGGUCUAGUUUGCUGGGGUGUCCCCAGUACCACAACAUUGAUUCCAUGGGGCUGCUUAUGAAUGAAGAAUGAAUGAAUGAAGUGGGUGUGGGGUGUUGGGGGAGAAGGGAGAGAUGGUGCCAACUUGUCUUUGCUGCCUCCUACCCACACUCCUUCCCAACCAGGCCACAAACCCUCUGAAAGGGGGCUUAGCGUCCCCACUCAGGUGGUCUCAAACCAGGCCCCAGCCCCGAGAAUCAGACUAACUGUCGAAGCAUUGGGGCAGGCCCUGUGUCCGAAUCUCUCCAACUUGGCAUGCUCAGAAUUCAACUCCCAGUGGAUUCCUCAAGCAGGUCUCUCUCUCUCCCUGUCCCUGUGUCUGGGCCGGCCUCCCCACCUUCCUAGAACUUUCCCAGUACCCCAGCCCCCACAUGUCAAAUCAUCAGCCUGUUCUGUCCCUUCUACUCUGCCUGUGUAGGAGGCAACUCCUGAAUCAGGGCACGUCUCAGCAGAGGUGGAGACAUCACUAUUUCCUCUGCCCAUCCCCUCCUGGCUGCCUGCCUGGGAUUGGAUUCCACACAGCAGCAAAGCACCCCUUGAGAAAGCCCCAGACUUUUAACAAGCAGUUCCUCAGGACCAAGCACUUGGCAAGGCCCUGCAGGGCAGACCCCGUGCCACUGUGUCCCCCUGCCUCUCAAAGCUAGUUUUGGAACUUGAUGGUGUGAGCUGCCCUUGGGAAGAGAAGGCCAGGUGAGUGGCUGCAGAUACCCCUGGGUCUGGGAUGUGAACUUGGGGGCCCCCAGCAAGUAGAUGGGAGGCAUUGCAGAUGGGAUGGAUGGAGAAGGACCUAGGCCCUAGCUGGGUUACCCACAGUUAGAGGCAGCCCAGAGAAGCUAGUGGAGGAGGCCGAGGGUGUCAUUUCUCUGAAGGGGUGUCCAGAAGGCUGGAGUACUCAGUAGAGCGGGGACACGGGGUGAGGCUGCAAGGACCUGGAUGAGGACAGCAUCUUUGGUGACGCGGAGAGAAAGGCUGGCCAGAGGCAGUGAGC
Heterocephalus glaber (naked mole-rat) is the source of this 3176-nucleotide messenger RNA. It is a transcript of the gene Aldh3b2, whose product is annotated as aldehyde dehydrogenase 3 family member B2. Gene Ontology annotation, molecular function: 3-chloroallyl aldehyde dehydrogenase activity; aldehyde dehydrogenase (NAD+) activity. Gene Ontology annotation, cellular component: cytoplasm. Lineage: Eukaryota; Metazoa; Chordata; Mammalia; Rodentia; Bathyergidae. Gene Ontology annotation, biological process: aldehyde metabolic process. The record is from RefSeq and is a predicted model, not a curated record.